AUGCGCCGCCGCUUUUACCUCUGGGCCGAUGAAGACAACCCGCCGAGACACGUCCAAUCCAAGAGUCACAUCACCAAGGUGAUGUUUUGGGUUGCUGUUGCUGAACCACGUAGCGGCUGGGACGGCAAGUGCAUCGUCGACUGCGAAGUUGGAGAAGACCUUUGGCACGUUGGAUCGAGUUAUGCGUGCAAUUGUCGAGGCAAAGAGCGGUAA
Molecule: messenger RNA, 213 nt
Organism: Aphanomyces invadans
Lineage: Eukaryota; Oomycota; Saprolegniomycetes; Saprolegniales; Verrucalvaceae
Exons: 2
Coding region: 1-213 (70 amino acids)
Source: RefSeq, a predicted model, not a curated record